UGAUGUACUUGGAAGAAAGACGGCUCGUUCAUCGGGACUUGGCAGCCCGUAAUGUCUUAGUGAAAUCUCCAAACCAUGUGAAAAUCACAGAUUUUGGACUAGCCAGACUCUUGGAAGGAGAUGAAAAAGAGUAUAAUGCUGAUGGAGGAAAGAUGCCAAUUAAAUGGAUGGCUCUGGAGUGUAUACACUAUAGAAAAUUCACCCAUCAGAGUGACGUUUGGAGCUAUGGAGUCACCAUCUGGGAACUGAUGACCUUUGGCGGAAAACCCUACGAUGGAAUUCCAACCCGAGAAAUCCCCGACUUGUUAGAGAAAGGAGAACGUUUGCCCCAGCCUCCCAUCUGCACUAUUGACGUUUACAUGGUCAUGGUCAAAUGUUGGAUGAUUGAUGCUGACAGUAGACCUAAAUUUAAAGAACUGGCCGCUGAAUUUUCGAGGAUGGCUCGAGAUCCUCAAAGAUAUCUAGUUAUACAGGGUGAUGAUCGCAUGAAGCUUCCCAGUCCAAAUGACAGCAAGUUCUUUCAGAAUCUCUUGGAUGAAGAGGAUCUAGAGGAGAUGACGGAUGCUGAAGAAUACCUGGUCCCUCAAGCUUUUAACAUCCCGCCUCCCAUCUACACUUCCCGAGCAAGAAUGGACGCAAAUAGGGUCCUUGUUAAAGGAAUUGUGCUUAAAUAUCAUUUUAUUUUCAGGCGUUAA
Molecule: messenger RNA, 695 nt
Organism: Ceratotherium simum simum (southern white rhinoceros)
Lineage: Eukaryota; Metazoa; Chordata; Mammalia; Perissodactyla; Rhinocerotidae
Source: RefSeq, a predicted model, not a curated record